AUGAAGCUGAAUUUGGCCACUGGCCUUCUGUUUUUACUCGCGUCCACUGAAGCAGUGGGAGCUUCCAGCUGGUGGAGCAAGGCUGUUUACAAUAAAUGGCACGAAACUGAGCUCGAGCGAUGGUUGUCCGACCAUGAUAUCCCUCACCCUAGUCCUGCCGACCGCCGGGACCUAGAGAACCUGGUCAAGACCAACUGGGACACCAGAGUGCAGAAGCCUCUGGGAUCAGUGGCCGAUCAAAUCAGCGACCAAGCUCACCAUGCGAGGGAAUGGAUCUUCGACACUUGGUCUGACACUCAGUUGAAGGCAUUCCUUGAUCGUCACGGCAUUCCAGCUCCCCAGCCCCGCAAGCGCGACGUCUUGAUCAAGACUGCGCGUGAGAACUAUGAAGCGAUCGCCAAGAAGGUCGGUGAGACCGCCUCUUACCCCGGAGACUGGCUGUAUGAGUCGUGGUCCGAUUCAGAUCUCAAGGCAUGGCUCGACGAGCGUGGAUGGCCCGCUCCUCAGCCAUCAACCCGUGACAAGCUCAUCGCCUCGGUGCGCCGCAACUCUCGCAUUGCCAGCUUGCAGGCACAGAGGAUCGCUGCAUCUGUCUCUGCUUCCGCCGAAUCUGCCACGCAGUCCUUGAGUGACGAACUUUUCAAUGCCUGGUCCGAUUCGAAGCUGAAGGAGUUCCUUGACGAGCACAAUGUCAGGGUCCCUCAGGGUUCCAAGCGCAAUGAACUCAUCGCUCUCGCCCGCAAGAACCGUGCGUAUCUCGUCGGCCAGGUCUCUAGUGCUGCCUCGAGCGCUUCUACCGCUGCCGAGGAUGCGUUCGGCGCUGCUACCACCAAAGCUGGAAACCAAUAUGCACGCGCUACCGAUGACGUCAAGAUGAAGGCCGAGGACGAGUUCAACGCUGCACUGAAGGGCUGGUCUGACUCCCGCCUCAAGGCAUUCCUUGAUGCCCGGAGCGUCCCCGUUCCUCAGAAUGGCAAGCGCGAUGAGCUCAUUGCCGCCGUCCGCGCCAACGCCCACAAGGCUGCCGGUGGAUGGAACCAGUACAACUUUGACACUUGGGAUAAGGAGCACCUGCUGAAAUACCUGUCUGCCAUGAACAGCAAGGCUGCUAAGAAGGCCGAUGCCUCACGCGAAGAGCUGGUCAAGAGUGCCCAGGACACCUACGCCAAGGCCUCCAAGGCUGGUGGCGAGCAGUACGCCUCUGCAACUGCCUCUCUCGCUCAAGCCACUGGAUCAGCCAAGGAUGCCACCUUUGACCGGUGGUCGCACUCCGAGCUCAAGAGAUACCUUGACUCGUACGGCAUCCCCGUCUACCAGGGCUCGAGCAUCAAUGAGCUCCGAGCCGCAGCCCGCCGCAACGCGCAGUACUUCAAGUACGGCACCACCAACCCGCGUGACACCAUCUACGCCAAGGUCGUGGAUACCUUACAGUGGGCCUUGGAGCAGCUGAAGAUCGGCGCUUCAAGCGGCCGCGCCCAGGGCCAAGAAGCUGCCGAUAAGACGCAGGAGAAGGUCUCCGAGAAGGCCCAGAAGCUGCGUGCGGAGCUGUAA
Molecule: messenger RNA, 1551 nt
Organism: Penicillium canescens
Lineage: Eukaryota; Fungi; Ascomycota; Eurotiomycetes; Eurotiales; Aspergillaceae
Gene: ish1
Product: double-strand break repair enhancer MSC1
Exons: 5
Coding region: 1-1551 (516 amino acids)
Source: RefSeq, a predicted model, not a curated record